AUGAACGUGACGGAGUUGAACCUCUCUGAUAUCUGUGAGCAUUUCUCCUGUCCAGAGAGAUCUGUAUCUCCUGCAGUUUAUAUCUUACUGUACGUGUGUUCAGCUGCUGUGGUUCUUCUAACAGUGUGUGGAAAUCUGCUCGUCAUCAUCUCUGUUCUUCACUUCAAGCAGCUUCACACUCCGGCCAACAUGCUCGUGCUCUCUCUGGCUGUGACGGAUUUCUUUGUCGGGAUUUUUGUAAUGCUGCCGAUCUUAAUCUGGACAAUCGAGUCAUGCUGGAUUUUCGGGAGUGAAUUCUGCACUAUUUUCUGGCUAAUUGUUGGUUUUCUCACAAUCUUAUCCAUUUACACUAUCGCUCUGAUCGCUGUGGAUCGGUACGUGGCUCUCUCAAACCCCUUUCUCUACACAAACAAAAUCUCUAGGAGGACCAUGAGCAUCGUGAUUCACUUUAACUUCCUUGUGUGUCUGACAUACAACAUAGUGUUCUACUAUUUUAAUAUAACAUUCACAAGUUACAUCAUGUGUCCUGGAGAGUGUUUUAUUUCUCUGAAUGAGGUUUGGUCUGUAAUUGAUCUUGUGUAUUCGUUUCUAUUUCCACUUUCUGUCAUAAUCAUAUUGUACAGUCGGGUUUUUCUGAUCGCUAAAAAACACGCCACUGCUAUCAGAGAGCUUAAUAAUCACACACGACCUCAAACACAGAAAAUCACCUCCCACUCCAUGAAAUCUGAGAGAAAAGCAGCCAAAGUCCUCGGCGUUUUAGUGUCCGUGUUUCUGGCCUGUUUACUUCCAUUUUUAAUUUACAAUUUAUUAGGUGAUGUUGUUGAACAACGGACAGAAACUAUUCAUAAAGUUUUAAUCAUGCUAUCUCUUAAUUCCACCAUUAAUCCGGUUAUUUAUGCUCUGUUUUAUCCGUGGUUUAGGAGGUGCAUUAAAUUAAUUAUAACUCUGAAAAUAUUCCAAACAGACUCUGCAUUAAUUAAUGUUCUUUCAUGA
Molecule: messenger RNA, 993 nt
Organism: Silurus meridionalis
Lineage: Eukaryota; Metazoa; Chordata; Actinopteri; Siluriformes; Siluridae
Product: trace amine-associated receptor 7a-like
Exons: 1
Coding region: 1-993 (330 amino acids)
Biological process (GO): G protein-coupled receptor signaling pathway
Cellular component (GO): membrane
Molecular function (GO): trace-amine receptor activity
Source: RefSeq, a predicted model, not a curated record